Molecule: messenger RNA, 1556 nt
Organism: Daucus carota subsp. sativus
Lineage: Eukaryota; Viridiplantae; Streptophyta; Magnoliopsida; Apiales; Apiaceae
Exons: 3
Coding region: 459-1295 (278 amino acids)
Biological process (GO): intracellular manganese ion homeostasis
Cellular component (GO): membrane
Molecular function (GO): manganese ion transmembrane transporter activity; iron ion transmembrane transporter activity
Source: RefSeq, a predicted model, not a curated record
AUAAUAAAGUAGAUAAUAAAAUAUAUUGUUGAAGUUAAUAUCUUGAAAUGAUGUCCUAAGUCACCACCACGAUAUUUUUUAUUUUAUUUAUAAAACACCUGUGACAUUGUUCGACCGGAUGUGCAGAAGAUAUCUUAUUAUCUGCCUUAUUAUUUCGCAAAUAUAUCUUUUGAUGAUGAGCUUGUUUACCCGUCAAGAGUCCAUCUACAUUUGGGCUUUUACGGCCCGGUUUUUCUCGGCCCGAAUGUGUGUCACACACGCCUUGGACGUCCGAAGAGGACACGUGGAUAGCCGUCCCAUUUUGACCACUUAAAAAAUGAAUAAAACACACGUGUCACAACCUCAGCAUGCAUGGUUACCACAAUGCACCGCACUGCACUUUUUGCUAGCUCAAUAAUAAUAUUCUUCACCGAUCGAUCCAACAACAAAAUCUAUUUUGCAAAGUAAAAACAUACACUAUGGAUAAAAACAGCAGCGACGACGGCGCCACCAGUACUAAUGCCACCACCCCUUUGCUCCGAUCAGUGGUGGUGACAAAUGGAGCAGACAAUAGUAUCCAAGAUGAAGAUGAGGAACGACGUCGUCCCACAAAGCCAUGGCAGGGGGAGUUUGCUAAGAGUAUAAUAUAUGCGGGUCUUGAUGCCAUUGUCACUUCUUUCUCUCUUAUUUCAUCUAUCUCCGCCGGUCGUCUCUCCUCCGUGGAUGUGUUAGUUUUAGGAUUUGCAAAUUUGGUGGCUGAUGGAAUAUCCAUGGGGUUUGGCGAUUUCGUAUCAACCAGCACAGAGAAGGAUGUGGCGGCCAAGGAGAGAUCGGUAAUUGAAUGGGAGGUGACAAAUCAUCGAACGCCACAGAAACAGGAUCUACUCCGCCAGUACCAAGCUCUUGGCAUGGCCGAGGAGGAUGCAACACUGGUAGUGAAUCUUCUGGCAAAGUACAAGAACAUAUUAGUGGAUGAGAAGAUGUCAACAGAAAAAAGAAUUCUACCACCAGACGAAUCCGAGAAGCCCUGGAAGAAUGGUCUAGUCACCUUCGUCGCCUUCCUAGUAUUUGGCAGCGCACCUCUUCUUGGCUUCAUCAUUCUUAUGCCCUUCACAGACAACGAUACACACAAGUUCAUCGGUGCCUGCAUAAUGUCUGCCAUCGCCCUCGUACUUCUAGGCAUCGCCAAGGCUAAGAUUGCGGGUCAGAGUUACUUGCCGUCUGCAAUACUCACACUCCUAAAUGGUGCAAUCGCCGGUGGUGUUGCCUACCUUAUUGGAUGGACACUUAAAAAUGUAGCAGGAUUGGAAGAUUAAGGGUAUCCACUUAUUAUAAUUGCUGCUUUAGAACAUGUUGUACUUUUGUAUGGCCAUGUAAAGAUACAAAAUGCUGGAUGAUAGAGCACUGUCCUAGGCACUUCCCCUUUGAUUAGUAGCUAGCCUUGAUAAACUAUGUAAAGUACUGAGAACAAAGUAAGAAGCCGCCAGAGAUUUUGCUAUCCCAGUAUCCCACCACUUUUUGGACAAGUUUUGUCACUUUAAUUGCUAUGAUUAUAACGAUCCAAAACUUUGCUUGGG